AUGGAGGACUGUGCCCCCAGAAGCAACGGGACUCUCAUUUCCCUGAAUUCUUCACUUAGCUCCCUUGACUACACCGAUCUCACGCUUUCCUUCCCAGGUGGUGGCAGGGAGGAUAAAGGAACAGCUUUGGUUGGAUCACCAACACCUACUUCACUGGAUCAGAUACAUGGGAGUGAUGGGGAGGACAUGAGCCAGUGGCAGUGUGAGUUCAGGGGUCAAAUCAGAGCACUGAGACAGUGGCUCAGAAGUAUGGAGAUGAGGCUUCCUCUGGACCCCAGGCUUCAAAGCGAUGGACACUCAGGUUCAGACCAAGAUUCCAGUAUGGGUAGGUGGAAGGGAACAAAAUCUCCCUUGGCACUGAGGGAUGUCGCCACAGAUUCAGACACAUUGCUUCAAAACCUGGACACUUUGGUCACAUGGGUCAGUGAGAUAGAGGAACUCACAACUAAUCAGAAACCCCCAUCAUCAGAGGUCAAAGUGGUGAAAGCACAGCUCCAAGAGCAAAAGCUCUUGCAGCGCCUCCUAACAGACCGAAGGCGUAGCAUGGACUCUAUGAUAUUGAAGGGCCCUCGAUUAGUGGAGGCCCACCCAGGAGAGGAGGGCGAGCAGGCAAAGGUCAAGCUCUCCACUCUCAAACAGAAGUGGGAGGCCUUACAGAUGCAGGCAGAGAAAAGGAGAGAAACUUUGGAACUUAUUCUGCCCAAAGCCCAGCUGUUCCAGGAAGGAGUGGACAACUUGCAACAAUGGCUCAUGUCUGUGGAACAGACACUAGCUGAACUACGAAAUGCAGAGAGAGUGAUGCUGCAUCUCCCAGAAGCCACAGACAGGGCCAAGGCUAUUGUUGAUGAAAUCCAAGUGAAAAUUGCUGAACUGGGGAAAAUACAAAGCUCAGGUUGCGAUUUAAUGGAAGCAGUUUCAGAGGAGGAGGCCCAGCAGGUACAAGAGAAGAUGGAUGGUCUGCGUAUCCGUUGCUCUGUGCUGAGUCUGAGCAGCCUGGAUGUGUUGCAGAGGUUGGAGCAAGCCCUUGAAGCCUCUAGCCGAUGCACCUCUAGCCAAGAGGACCUCCAUCUGUGGCUGGGCCGCAUCGAGAGGGAGCUCUUAGGGGCAGCAGGAGCACAGACACAUGCUGGUGAUGCAGUUCUAUGUACAGCAGAGAGACAAAGGCUGGAACAAGCGGUGGUAAAGGAGAUGGCUUGGUUCAAAGAUACGGCACUCAGUCUUGAAAAGCUGAAAACCAUUAAUCUGGAUCCAGAGCUCAUAGCAGAGCAGCUUUAUGAACAGAAGAUUUUAGCUGUAGAGAUUCUACAACACAGGUUCAACAUCGAGAAGAUGGUGAAGAUUGCUGAAAUCUUGAUGACCUAUAGUGAUGAAGGAGAAACUGGAGAUUUCCGGACUCCAGUGGAGGCUUUACAGGAACAAUGCAACACCACCUCAGCCACCAAUGCCCAUGUGGUCCUGCAACUUGAGCAUGCACAAUCGCUUCUUGUCCAGUUCUCUGAGGGCUUUGCUGAGGUGUCACCUUGGUUAGAUGAAACCCAGACACUUAUUGGCCAACUCUCCCUGAGCACAAUAAGCUAUGAAGCAUUUCGGGAACAACAAGACCUCUUACAGGGUCUCAGAGAGUCUAUAGCAGAGCACCGUCCAUUGAUAGCACGCUUAUGCUCCCUAGCAAAACGCUUGUCAGAAUUAAACCCCAUUCAGGGUGACCAGUUCUGUCGUAAGGCAACAGAGGCUGAGGAGCAGCACAGAGCCAUCAGAGAUCGAGUCAAAGAGACUGCCAAUCUACUCGAGGAGUCCUUACCACGAUUUACACAAUUAAACGAGAGAAUGACUCUUAUCAGAGAGAGUCUCGACCGCCUGCACAGUCGCAUACAGACACCCACCUCCCUUCAAGGUCUCACCCCAAGGAUCCAGGAGCAGCUGCAAGACAACAAACAAACUCUUGCUGAGCUGUGCAAGCUGGAACUGGGUCUAAGCAGCAUCAAAACACAGGCAGAUGAACUUCUGGCCAACACUCAGGCAGCAGGAGAUGAAACCAUUGGCACAGCAAUUCAGGGACGAGUGUCCAGCCUGUUACUGCAGUGGGAUGAGAUACAUAAUCAGGCCCAGGAGAGGGAGAGCUGGUUGCUUAAGGUUUUGGAUUUUGCUAUAAAGUUUUGGAGCGAUGUAAGCGAAGUCACGACUGUACUUAGUGAUGCUCAGCAGGCGGUUUUGGAUCUCAAUGCUUGUCAGACAGACUCUGAAACAAUCCACCAAAGCCUUGAAACUAUGCAGUCUCUCAGAGAGGACAUAGACAGUUUCCAGGGAGAUCUGGACAUCCUUGGUGUCCUGGGAAUGGACCUGAUGUCAGCAUGUGGGGAUACAGACAAACCAGAUGUCACAAAGAGCCUGGAUGAACUUUAUUGCACAUGGAACAACUUAAACAAACUGUGGAAUGAAUGUCACAAAAAGCUAGAGGAGUCUUUGCAGAUGGCCCUGAAUUAUCAAGAUACCAUGCAGGGUCUAUUUGAGUGGUUGAAGUCAGCCGAGCUGAGGUCCACAGAGGAGUUCAUGGUAGGAACUGACCUGGAAUCAGUGAAAGAGCAGCUAUGCGAUCUCAAGGAAUUUAAACGGGAACUCUACCAAAAGAAAAUAGAGAUAGAAAGCCUGAACCAUCGCUUUGUGUGUCGGCUGUCUCCAGGAUCAGAGCGUCCAGGCUCUGUCUCACCUCUGUGUGACUUCAGACAGCGCUGGGACAGCCUAGAGUCGGAGACUGUGAACAGACAGCAUCAGUUGGAGUGUGCUCUGCUGGGUCUGGGUCAGUUCCAAAAUACGCUGGACGAGCUGCACACAUGGCUUGCUAGGACUGCUGAACAACUGCAGGGCAGCCAGCCAAUCAGCAUUGAUCUGCAGGCCUGUGAAAUAGAGCUAGCCAAACACAAGGUGCUUCGGAAUGAUGUCAUGUCCCAUGUUCGCACAAUUGAGUCGCUCAACCGGGCAGGCAGGGGGCUGCUGGAGGUUGGAUCUGGGGAAAGCCCACAUGGUUUGCAGUCUCGGCUGGAGCAUCUGAAUGAAAGUUGGGAGUUUGUCCGCUGUGAGACUGAACGCAGGCAGCUGGAAUUAGAGAACAGACUGAGUCAGGUGCAAGAUGUUACAAUGGAGAUCCAGGAUCUUUUACAGUGGCUGGAGAACACAGACUUAAGACUGUCCUCUUCCAAAACCAUGUGGGGCAUGCCGGAUUCUACAAGUGAAAGACUUAAUGCACAUUUAGAGUUGUGCAAUGAGAUGGAGUCUAAACUCCACACCUACACAGAUGUGAAGAAUGCUAUUCACAGGAUGUUGGAGAGCAGCAACGUUGUGCGGGGGUCGAGUACGGAACACAGCUUAUCUAUUCUUGAGCAGAAAUGGGCUUCUGUUUACAGCAAAGUCCAGGAGAGGAAGGCUAAACUCACAGAGGGAGUUAAUUUGGCCAAGGAGUUUCACAGCUAUGUGCAGGAAAUCCUUACAAAGAUGAGCAAGUGUGAAGAGUCGAUCCAGCUUCUUCCUGCUCCCAGCUUUGUUCUGGAUAAAGUUUGCACGCAACUGCAAGAUCACAGAACUUUGGUGAAUGAGUUGAAUGGUUACAAUGAGAGAAAGACCUUAGUAGAGAAUAUGGGCCAAAGGCUAGCAGAGCUGAGCAGGAAGGAAGACUGUGACGUCAUUCAUAAUCUAAUCAUGACCGUCCAGGAUCGAUACAAGAAGCUACAGCAGCGAACCUCAGAAAGAGGCAGGAUGCUGGAGGAUGUUAAAAAGAACGCCAAACAGUUUAAUGAAUCUUGGCGCCUCCUUGUGGACUGGAUGACGGAGGUAGAACAGACAUUAGAUACACAUAAAGAAAUUGCAGUGUCCCAUGAAGAGAUUAAGCAACAACUUACUGAACAGAAGGAGUUUCAGAAGCUGCUGAGAUCAAAGAGGCCCAUGUACGAUGCCACACUGAAGAGCGGCCGCAGCCUUCAUGAAAGAGCUCAAAAUGGCCACGACAGACAGCACCUGGAGAACCUUCUGGCUGAACUCAAAGACACAUGGGACACUAUCAGUGGCAAGUCUAUGGAGAGGCAGCAUAAGCUGGAGGAAGCACUGUUGUUCUCUGGGAGGUUCACCGAUGCUCUGCAGGCUUUGAACGACUGGCUGUACAGAGCAGAGCCCCAGCUGGCAGAGGAUGUCCCUGUCGGUGGAGACAAAGACAUGGUCAACAAUCUCAUAGACAAACACAAGGCCUUUCAGAAGGAGCUGGGGAAACGAGCUGGAUGCAUUAGGACCCUGAAGCGCUCUGUGAGGGAUCUGACAAGGAGCAGUACGGCAGAUGCUCACUGGCUGCAGGAGCAGAUGGAUGAACUUGAGGGCCGCUGGGAGUCUGUGUGCAAACUAUCAGUCAGCAAGCAGGACAGGCUGGAGGCUGCACUUCAGCAGGCUGAGAAGUUUAACGGCCUUGUUCACUCUUUCAUGGAGAGGCUAACUGAGGCAGAGAGGAUCCUGAAAUAUGGGGUCAUACCAGAGGAGGAGGACACUUUGCUUACCUUCCGCAAACAGUAUGAGGAGUCACUGGAUGCCUUGAAGGCUCAGGCAGGUGAAUUAGAGAACAUCCAGAAUCUGGGUGAGGAGAUUCUGGCUUCAUGUCACCCAGACUCCAUAAUCACCCUAAAAUCUUGGAUGAGUGUUACAAAGACCCGCUAUGAGGAGGUUCAGACCUGGGCCCAGCAGCAGGGCCAGAGGAUCCAGGCCAGCUUAGCAACACUUGAUGCAGAAAGAGAAGAAGUCCAGAGACUGCUGGACUGGAUCUCCUCAGCAGAGGAAGCUCUCACCCUGCGAGAUCAAGAACCUCCGGCUGAGACCACAGAGCAGAACCAAGAACUCAUUGACCAGCACACAGUAUUCAUGGAGGAAUUGAAUAAAAAAUUUCCAGAGGUUGAACAUGCCACAAAGUCCUGUAAACACAAGAGCCUUCCUAAACAGCAGGUUUCUCCAAGCAAGCGGCCUCUUACAAAGAGAAGGAGUGCUAUGAGGCUGCCACCUCCCGUACCAGUCCCCCUGGAGAACCUUGACCCGCAGACCCCACAGCUCAGUCAGCUGGUCAGUCAGUGGCAGAAACUUUGGCAGCUGGCUGUGGCGAGACAAAACCGCUUGGAACAACACCAGCAAACGCUCCGAGAGAUGGAAGAAUUCGCCAACUUUGACUUCAAUAUUUGGCGAAAGCGCUACAUACAGUGGAUUAGUCACUUGAAAUCUCGAAUUUUAGACGUUUUCCGAAGCAUUGACCGGGACCAGGAUGGGCGGAUCAGCCAGAAAGAGUUCAUUGAUUAUGUCCUCACCUCUAAAUUUCCAACCAACUCUCUGGAGAUGAAUGCAGUGGCUAACAUUUUUGAUAUGAAUAGCGACGGCUUCAUUGACUACUAUGAGUUUGUGAGUGCACUUCAUCCCAGCAGAGACCCAUACAGGAAAACACUGGAUGCAGAUCAGAUUAAUGAAGAGGUGAGCCGACAGGUAUCACAGUGUAACUGUCCCAAGAGAUUCCAGGUGGAGCAAAUAAGUGCCAACAGAUACAGAUUCGGAGACUCUCAGCAGCUACGAAUGGUUCGAAUCCUGCGCAGCACGUUGAUGGUCAGGGUCGGAGGGGGGUGGACUGCUCUGGAUGAAUUCCUGGUCAAGAAUGACCCCUGCAGAGUAAAAGGUCGAACCAACCUCAAGAUCAAAGAGAAGUACUUGUCACCAGCAGGAAGCACCACUAAGGGUUUGACUGUGAGCAGGUCCAACUCAAGCCUCAGCCUUUACAGCAGUGCCUCUGCCCCCACCAGCCCCAUGACACGCAAGGCAUUACUCCGUAGGAGUUUCUCAGGUGACCGGUGUAUCCGCCCCAGGAGCUCCAUAGCUGCUCUGGAUUCUGAUCUGCAGUUUGGCACAGCAGGAGAGGACAGCUCCCUCUCACCUUCAGACGAAGCUGAGAGGUUGCCCACAUGAUUACUGCUGCUUCGGAGCACCGCAUGAAGGCGGCAGCGCUUAACCUCAAACAUGGCCUCGAGGCACCGAAACAGGGUGACAAGCAGAAGAAAAGUCUGGAAAACAACACAGUCGGUUACCUCUGAUCUACUGAAACCGAAGGAAAAGUACAGAUCGGGCUCCCUGAGGUGAUGGUGAAGGGUCUGAAGCUCUGAGAAAUCUCAAUGAAGAUCAUUUCUUUGUGUGGACAAUGAACGGUCAUUUCAGCACAAAGACAAAAAGUCUUUUUAUGCCUCCUGUUGCUUUUCAUACAUUUAUAUGUGAUCAUCUAGAAAGUAAGAAGUUCUGCAUGGAUGCUUAUUGCAUGGCAGCUGGAGCAUUGCUGAAAUCCCACUUAAUUUUGUUCAUAUUGUUACUUCUUUUAAGGUUGUUGAAAUUAGCUAAAGGAGACAUUACCUGGUCAUGGUUUAACUCCUUGACAUGCAGCUAAAACUCACAUACAUGUACAGAUAUCAUGUGAAGGGGUUGUGCUGUCUGACUGUCCCUCUGAGUGUCCAAAUAAAACCCCUCACAUACCAAAAUCAUGACUGUGGAGGCUACAGCAUGCUGUCCUUCAUCUUCGAGAUGCUUUUGUUUUGAUUUUAUUCAUUGAGGAUGAUAUUGUUGGCAGGGCCAAACUGUUUUUGACUUUUACCGUUUUUGACACUGUUUUUUCCAAUAGUUAUGUAUUUUUAUUUUUCACCAUGAGGACAUUUUAAACACUGGAGAUUGUGUAAUAAACAGUGCACUGAAAUGUGACAGGCCAUUGUUGAUUUGUAGAGAUUAUUUUCUCAGGACUGGUUUUGCCUUUUGGAUGUAUGUAUUUCUUAUGGAGCAUUACUGUGAACGUGUCGAUGUCUGGUUUCCAUUAUAACAUUAAACCUUCUAGAAAAAGUUUUGAUUAGCACAUUUUUUUUAUAUAAAAAUGCACUUUUCUGUGACCAGCUAUUGUAUAUAAAUUGUUUUGCUGGGAUUAUUUACCAACUAUAAUCUUAACUGGUGUCAAAUAAAAAGGAAGACUUUUUAAAAUGGUCAGUUACAAGAAUGCGAUGGAGGUGAUUUGAAUUUAUUUCUCAAACUUGGAAUGAGUUCUGAAAUUUUCAUCAUUCCUCUAUGUAUAGGCUGUUAUUUCACCUUUAUAUCUGUAUAUCUAGUUUCUUUUAAAAUCAUUCCUGCAUUAUUUGAGCUGAAAACAAUUAAAUGUAUUUUGGCUGACAAGCAGCUCCACACUCAUUGGUUUACGUAUCAACUGUGUAACUGCGGUAUUUGUAAGCAUCCUUUUUUACUACUAUGUGCCUGCCUGAGGUUGCUUGUUUCAUUUGGCCUAUGCAGUUGUCAAAGGGAUUUUUAGUGAUUUUUUACAUGAUAAAAUACACUGUCCUCUUCAGAUCAUGUUUGGAAAAUGUUGAUGAUUUGCUGUAUUGUAUAAAAUACAAAAGCCAGAUUUCACUCCUAUUGCUAUGCACACUAAUCUUUCUGUACUGUAAAUGUUUCUAUACCCAGCUUUCAUUCUGAUGUCUAAUAUAGAGGAAACUGUAGAUGAAUGUCACUACUAAUUUUGAGUCCACUUGUAUAGAAAAAUGUUUUUGUAAUAAAAUGACAAGUGUUUGCAAUGA
Melanotaenia boesemani (Boeseman's rainbowfish) is the source of this 7607-nucleotide messenger RNA. RefSeq names its product microtubule actin crosslinking factor 1b (gene macf1b). Gene Ontology annotation, molecular function: structural molecule activity; microtubule binding; calcium ion binding. The transcript is spliced from 41 exons. Gene Ontology annotation, cellular component: membrane; hemidesmosome; intermediate filament. Lineage: Eukaryota; Metazoa; Chordata; Actinopteri; Atheriniformes; Melanotaeniidae. The coding region runs from base 1 to 5973 and encodes 1990 amino acids. Gene Ontology annotation, biological process: hemidesmosome assembly; intermediate filament cytoskeleton organization; cytoplasmic microtubule organization. The record is from RefSeq and is a predicted model, not a curated record.